Messenger RNA from Plasmodium gonderi, 1641 nucleotides. RefSeq names its product GMP synthetase. The coding region runs from base 1 to 1641 and encodes 546 amino acids. Gene Ontology annotation, molecular function: GMP synthase (glutamine-hydrolyzing) activity; GMP synthase activity; ATP binding. Lineage: Eukaryota; Apicomplexa; Aconoidasida; Haemosporida; Plasmodiidae. Gene Ontology annotation, biological process: GMP biosynthetic process. Gene Ontology annotation, cellular component: cytosol. The transcript has a single exon. The record is from RefSeq and is a predicted model, not a curated record.
AUGGAAAAAGAAGAGUAUGAUAAAAUACUAGUAUUGAACUUCGGUUCUCAAUACUUUCACUUAAUUGUUAAACGCUUAAAUAACGUGAAAAUAUUUAGCGAGACAAGAGAUUAUGGUAUUGAACUGAAGGAAGUAGAAGAUUUAAAAGUAAAGGGAGUAAUUCUCUCAGGAGGCCCAUAUUCAGUAACUGAAAAAAAUGCUCCUCACUUGAAAAAGGAAGUUCUGGAUUAUUUUUUGAAAAAUAAAAUUCCUAUAUUUGCUAUAUGUUAUGGUAUGCAAGAAAUAGCUAUACAAAUGAAUGGAGAAGUGAAGAAAUCUAAAAAUUCAGAAUAUGGUUGUACUGACGUUAAUAUAUUAACAAGCAAGGAUUCAAAUAACGAGAAAUAUAAAAAGUACAGACUAAUCGAUGAGGAUGAUAAUAAUAAAUGUAUUUUAUUUGAUAACAUAAGAAAUGCAGAAAAAAGUACCGUAUGGAUGAAUCACACAGAUGAAGUAUCAAAAAUUCCCGAGAAUUUCUAUCUAGUAAAUUCAAGUGAUGAUUGUCUAAUAUGUGCAAUAUAUAACAAAGAAUAUAACAUAUAUGGUGUUCAAUAUCAUCCAGAAGUAUACGAAUCUGUAGAUGGGGAUCAGAUGUUUUUUAAUUUUGCAUAUAAGAUUUGUAAAUGUAUGAAAAAGUUCGAUCCAAUUAGAUAUCAUGAAAUUGAAUUUAAUAAAAUAAAAAAAUAUGCAAAUGAUCAUUAUGUAAUUGCAGCUAUGUCCGGAGGAAUUGAUAGCACAGUUGCUGCUGCUUUUACUCAUAAAAUAUUUAAAGAAAGAUUUUAUGGAAUUUUUAUAGAUAAUGGAUUAUUACGAAAAAAUGAAGGAGAGAAAGUAUACACAUUUUUAAAAAAGUUAUUCCCAGAUAUGAACAUAACAAAAAUUGAUGCUUCAGAUAACUUUUUAAAUAAUUUAAAAGGUAUUACAGAUCCUGAAAAAAAAAGAAAAAUUAUUGGAAAAUUGUUUAUUGAAGAAUUUGAAAAGGCUGUAAAAAAUAUAAACAUUGAUAUUGAUAAGACAUAUUUGCUACAAGGUACUUUAUAUCCUGAUAUUAUCGAAAGUAAAUGUUCAAAAAAAUUAUCAGAUACUAUUAAAACCCAUCAUAAUGUAGGUGGAUUACCAGAAAAUCUAAAAUUCAAAUUAUUCGAACCUUUUAAAUAUUUAUUUAAAGAUGAUGUGAAAAAAUUAUCACAAGAAUUAAAAUUACCAGAGGAAAUAACUAAUAGACACCCAUUCCCAGGACCUGGGUUAGCUAUCCGUGUAAUCGGAGAAAUUGAUAAACAUAAAUUAGACAUUUUACGAGAAGUAGAUGACAUAUUUAUAAAUGAUUUAAAGUUUUACAAUUUAUACAAUGAUAUUAGUCAAGCUUUUGCUGUACUAUUACCUACCAAAUCUGUAGGUGUAAGUGGUGAUGCACGAUCAUAUGAUUAUGUAUGCUCACUUAGGGCAGUUAAGACUUCAUCUUUCAUGACUGCAAAUUGGUACAAAAUCCCAUACGAUAUUUUGGAAAAAAUAUCAACGCAUAUACUUAGUGAAGUUAAAGGAGUUAACAGAAUUCUGUACGACAUUUCGUCCAAACCCCCAGCAACUAUUGAAUUUGAGUGA